AGUCUGUUCAUAGAAUCAGCAGCUGGUUCUAUCUGCAUUCUUCUAAAACCAAAGCUUUUGAAGAAAUUAUUUUAAAUGACUUUUUUUCUUCCCCAUUGUGUUUCCAGUGCCAGGAAGAGAAAGAAUGCUUUUUUUGCUUACAGAGGAAAGGAAAGGUUCCAUGGUCAAGGGCAACGAGCAGUGAGAGUUGGGUGCGGUGUGUUUGGUAGUAUAGUAAGUAGGCUUUUGAUUCAGACCCCCUUCUCAUCAGGGCUACUAUUUCACAUGACUUUACAUGCUCAGACCCAGGAGAAGAGGACAAAGAUACUCAGAGAGAAAAAGUAAAGGACAGAAGAAGGAGACUGGAGAGACCAGGAUCCUUCCAGCUGAGCAAAGUCAGCCGCAAAACAGACUAGCCAACAGGCUACAAUUGGAGUCAGAGUGCCAAAGACAUGGGCUUGUUAGAGUGUUGUGCUAGAUGUCUGGUAGGGGCCCCCUUUGCUUCCCUGGUGGCCACUGGAUUGUGUUUCUUUGGAGUGGCACUGUUCUGUGGAUGUGGACAUGAAGCUCUCACUGGUACAGAAAAGCUAAUUGAGACCUAUUUCUCCAAAAACUACCAGGACUAUGAGUAUCUCAUUAAUGUGAUUCAUGCUUUCCAGUAUGUCAUCUAUGGAACUGCCUCUUUCUUCUUCCUUUAUGGGGCCCUCCUGCUGGCUGAGGGCUUCUACACCACCGGCGCUGUCAGGCAGAUCUUUGGCGACUACAAGACCACCAUCUGCGGCAAGGGCCUGAGCGCAACGGUAACAGGGGGCCAGAAGGGGAGGGGUUCCAGAGGCCAACAUCAAGCUCAUUCUUUGGAGCGGGUGUGUCAUUGUUUGGGAAAAUGGCUAGGACAUCCCGACAAGUUUGUGGGCAUCACCUAUGCCCUGACUGUUGUAUGGCUCCUGGUGUUUGCCUGCUCGGCUGUACCUGUGUACAUUUACUUCAAUACCUGGACCACCUGUCAGUCUAUUGCCUUCCCUAGCAAGACCUCUGCCAGUAUAGGCAGUCUCUGCGCUGAUGCCAGAAUGUAUGGUGUUCUCCCAUGGAAUGCUUUCCCUGGCAAGGUUUGUGGCUCCAACCUUCUGUCCAUCUGCAAAACAGCUGAGUUCCAAAUGACCUUCCACCUGUUUAUUGCUGCGUUUGUGGGUGCUGCGGCCACACUAGUUUCCCUGCUCACCUUCAUGAUUGCUGCCACUUACAACUUCGCCGUCCUUAAACUCAUGGGCCGAGGCACCAAGUUCUGAGCUCCCAUAGAAACUCCCCUUUGUCUAAUAGCAAGGCUCUAACCACACAGCCUACAGUGUUGUGUUUUAACUCUGCCUUUGCCACUGAUUGGCCCUCUUCUUACUUGAUGAGUAUAACAAGAAAGGAGAGUCUUGCAGUGAUUAAUCUCUCUCUGUGGACUCUCCCUCUUAGUACCUCUUUUAGUCAUUUUGCUCCACAGCAGGCUCCUGCUAGAAAUGGGGGAUGCCUGAGAAGGUGACUCCCCAGCUGCAAGUCGCAGAGGAGUGAAAGCUCUAAUUGAUUUUGCAAGCAUCUCCUGAAGACCAGGAUGUGCUUCCUUCUCAAAGGGCACUUCCAACUGAGGAGAGCAGAACGGAAAGGUUCUCAGGUAGAGAGCAGAAAUGUCCCUGGUCUUCUUGCCAUCAGUAGGAGUCAAAUACAUUCUCUUUGAUGCACAAAACCAAGAACUCACUCUUACCUUCCUGUUUCCACUGAAGACAGAAGAAAAUAAAAAGAAUGCUAGCAGAGCAAUAUAGCAUUUGCCCAAAUCUGCCUCCUGCAGCUGGGAGAAGGGUGUCAAAGCAAGGAUCUUUCGCCCUUAGAAAGAGAGCUCUGACGCCAGUGGCAAUGGACUAUUUAAGCCCUAACUCAGCCAACCUUCCUUACGGCAAUUAGGGAGCACAGUGCCUGUAUAGACAAAGCGGGGCGGAGGGGGGGGGCAUCAUCUGUCCUUAUAGCUCAUUAGGAAGAGAAACAGUGUUGUCAGGAUCAUCUCACUCCCUUCUCCUUGAUAACAGCUACCAUGACAACCUUGUGGUUUCCAAGGAGCUGAGAAUAGAAAGGAACUAGCUUAUUUGAAAUAAGACUGUGACCUAAGGAGCAUCAGUUGGUGGAUGCUAAAGGUGUAAUUUGAAAUGGCCUUCGGGUAAAUGCAAGAUACUUAACUCUUUGGAUAGCAUGUGUUCUUCCCCCACCCCUAUCCGCUAGUUCUGGCCCCUGGCCUCUGGCAUAAUAUCUUCACAAUGGUGCUUUUUUUCCUGGGGUUUUAUCCAUUCACUCAUAGCAGGUGAUUAGACGAUCUUGAUUAGUUUCAUAUUUCCCAAUUGUUUAUCUCUUGUUUGGAGUUGUAUCAGAAAGACCUGGAGGAUGAUUCUUUGAGCAUAGUUCUUUUUGAAAACAAGAAAGAGAAACUGGGCAGAAAGCAUCACAAAAAUAUUUGAAAUUGUACGGUCCCAUGAAAUUAUUGGGAAUUCCCCCAAGUAGUCUACCAUUUGUAGAACUAGGCUUGAUAAAUUUGAACCUCAAUUUGAAUAAUUGGUCUGGUAUUUUCUUUUCUAAUAAAUGACAGAUGAUUUUACUUGCUAAUAUUAUCUCAGCAUUUUGAUAAUUUAGGCUUACCAUAGAAGUUACUGUCUCUUGGUAUAUAUAGGUCACAUAAUAGAUUCUGCCAGCUGUUAGCUGUUCAGUUCAUAAGCUUCCAUAGAGCUCUGGAGCCGCAGAGAGGACAGGCAGAAUUUGAAACCUAAAGAACUCCCAGAUUUCAGGCUUAUCCUGUAUUUGUUAACUUUGGGUGAAAGAAAGAAAGAAAGAAAGAAAGAAAGAAAGAAAGAAAGAAAGAAAGAAAGAAAGAAAGAAAGAAAGAAAGAAAGAAAGAAAGAAAGAAAAAGAAAGGAAGGAAGGAAGGAAGGAAGAAAGAAAGAAAGAAAGAAAGAAAGAAAGAAAGAAAGAAAGAAAGAAAGAAAGAAAGAAAGAGAAAAAAAAAGCCCCUGAUCGAAUUUCCUGGAGGAAAAGUUAUUGUAGCUGUUUCAUUGUAGAUUUGUGCUGUCAUUCCCCAAAGUGCUUUCUGCUGUGUUGAAAGAGAUAUAAGAAUUUACAAGAAGACACUUGAGACUUGUUCUUGGGCCAAUAUAUAAGGUAAACAAGCAGGAUGCACAAGAGUGAGGAGAGCUAAAAGGACAUGUAAGAAACCAAUCAAGAUCAAGGAAGGUGAAAUAAUCUAUAUCUUUUAUUUUGUUUUGGUUUAAUAUAACAGAUAACCAACCAUUCCCUUAAAAAUCUCACAUGCACACACACACACACACACACACACACGUACAAAGAGAGUUAAUCAACUGCAAGUGUUUCCUUCAUUUCUGAUAGAGAAUUUUGAUUUUAACAACAUAAAGGAUAAACUUUUAGAAACUCAUCUUACAAAAUGUAUUUUAUAAAAUUAAAGAAAAUAAAAUUAAGAAUGUUCUCAAUCAAACAUCGUGUCCUUUGAGUGAAUUGUUCUAUUUGACCUCAAUAACAGGUACUUAAUUAUAGUUAGCUCGAGGUGCUCAUGUAUCUUUCAGGCCAUGUAAGUUAUUCUUAUACUACUUCUAUGAAAAAUGUAAUAGAUAAUGCAUUAUUAUUAUUAUUGUUUCUUUUUUAUACUAAAGAUAUGAAAAAAUAUAUGCAAAAUGCAAAACAAUUACCGAAAGAAACUCAGUAAAUACUUGUCUCAAAUUGA
Molecule: messenger RNA, 3736 nt
Organism: Mus musculus (house mouse)
Lineage: Eukaryota; Metazoa; Chordata; Mammalia; Rodentia; Muridae
Gene: Plp1
Product: proteolipid protein (myelin) 1
Exons: 8
Coding region: 432-1265 (277 amino acids)
Cellular component (GO): membrane; myelin sheath; plasma membrane
Source: RefSeq, marked validated